Zonotrichia albicollis (white-throated sparrow) is the source of this 5626-nucleotide messenger RNA. It is a transcript of the gene KIF7, whose product is annotated as kinesin family member 7. Lineage: Eukaryota; Metazoa; Chordata; Aves; Passeriformes; Passerellidae. Gene Ontology annotation, cellular component: microtubule associated complex. Gene Ontology annotation, biological process: spindle elongation; microtubule-based movement; mitotic spindle organization. Gene Ontology annotation, molecular function: microtubule binding; microtubule motor activity; ATP binding. The record is from RefSeq and is a predicted model, not a curated record.
AACCGCAUCCCAGGAGGGACCCACGCCCCCACCCCAAAGCACUCUGUGCCUCGGCAGGGCCACGCAGCCCCUUGUCCCUUCCGCACGGUCAUCGUGGCAAUGUCACCCGGGAGUGCGGGAGUGUCACCGCUGCUGGGCUGGAUGGAGCGGCUGAUGAGAGACCUGAGUCCCUUGUGGCUGGCGGAGCAUCUCAUGGGCGGCGGAACUUUGUUUCACCAGCGAUGGAACACUCAGGAUUAACGGAGGGCUGCCUCGCACGUGACGAAGCAUCUCACGGGGGACGGAAUCCCGAGUGAGGGAGUGAGUGAUGAAACAUCCCAAGAGUGAUGGAGCUUCUCUGGAGCACAGCCGCGCCACUCCCGCAGCCGCGGGCAUCCCCCGCUCCCCCCGGCCGCUCUCCCCGGGGUGCGGCGAGGACCGACCGCAUCCUCUGCCCUACCCGCAUCCUCCUCCCUUCCCGACCCUCUGCAUCCUCCUCCCGACCCGCAUCCUCCUCCCUGCCCGUCCCGUCCCGUCCCUUCGGGAGGAGCCGCUGACGCCAUCGCGGCGCGCCGGGCGCGGCCAUGGCGGCGGAGGCGGCGGUGGUGCGGGUGGCGGUGCGGGUGCGGCCGCUGCUGCCCCGGGAGGCGCUGCGGGGACACCGGCCGUGCCUGCGGAGCGAUGCCGCCACCGGCGAGGUGGAGCUGGGCCGCCGGCGGUUCCGCUUCGCCGCCGUGCUGCCCGAGGCGGCGGGGCAGGCGGCCGUGUACCGGGCCUGCGUCCAGCCGCUGCUGCGCGCCUUCUUCCGCGGCUUCAACGCCACCGUGUUCGCCUACGGACAGACGGGCUCCGGCAAGACCUACACCAUCGGGGAGGCCAGCGUCGCUUCCAUCAAUGAGGAUGAGCAGGGCAUCAUCCCACGAGCCAUGGCUGAGACCUUCAGGCUCAUCGAUGAGAAUGACCUGAUCGACUACACGGUCCGAGUGUCCUACCUGGAGGUGUACAAGGAGGAGUUUCGGGACCUGCUGCAGGUGGAUACAGCUAGCAAAGACAUCCAGAUCCGGGAGGAUGACAAGGGGAACGUUGUGCUCUGCGGGGUGAAGGAGUCGGAAGUGGAAGGGCUGGACGAGGUGCUGAGCCUGCUGGAGAUGGGGAACACGGCCAAGCACACGGGAGCCACGCACAUCAACAGGCAGUCGAGCCGCUCGCACACCAUCUUCACGGUGACCAUGGAGCAGCGGCGCGGCGCCGGCCGCCUGCCCCUGCACCGCCAGCCACCCGCCCUGCCCGCCGCCGGACAGGUCCUGGUCUCCAAGUUCCACUUCGUGGACCUGGCGGGCUCAGAGCGGAUUGUGAAGACGGGAAACACAGGGGAGAGGCUGAAGGAGAGCAUCCAGAUCAACUGUGGCCUCCUGGCCUUGGGCAACGUCAUCAGUGCCUUGGGAGAUCCUCGGAGAAAGACCACCCACAUCCCGUACAGGGACUCCAAAAUCACUAGGAUCCUGAAAGAUUCCCUGGGGGGGAACGCCCAGACCGUGAUGAUAGCCUGCGUCAGCCCCUCAUCCUCCGACUUCGAUGAGAGCCUCAACACACUGAACUACGCCAGCCGCGCUCAGAACAUCCAGAACAGGGCGGUGGUGAACUGCCGCAGGGAGACGGAGCACAUUGAGGAGCUGCACCUGCAGAUCAAGAGCCUGCAGAAGGCGCUGGAGCCCCAUUACCGCACGUGCACCGACGCCGCGCACCGCCUGCUCUCCGAGCUGCAGGAGGACAGCAGCCUCAGCCUGGAGCAGCUCCUGCGCAUCAAGGAGUGGCUGUGCACCGUGGAGAGCCAGAGGAGCGAGCUCACCUCGGCCGGGCUGGACAGCGGCAUUGAGAGCACCUCCAUGGAGGAGCAGGGACAGGAGGCACAGGGGUCAAAAGUGGCAAAAGGACAGGUGAGCCCUGAGAAGAAGUGCGAAUCCAUCAAAGAUGAGCAGGUGGCAAAGCUGCAGAGGCAAGUGGAACGCCUGGAGGAGGAGAACCGUGAUUUCCUGGCUGCCCUGGAGGAUGCUAUGGAACAGUAUAAGCUGCAGAGUGACAAACUGCAGGAGCAGCAGGAUAAGAUCUCAGAGCUGCACGUGCGCUUGGAGAUGGCAAUGCCAAACCUGUGUGUGCCAGGACUGCUGGAAAAUCUUCACCUGGUCACUGCCAGCCAGAGACCUCACACAGCCCCACUGGAUGCUGCCCCAUCCCAUGGCUUUGGUGGGGUUCCCUCAGGGCUGCUUCCUGAGCAGAGUGGAAGAGCUCUUUGCAAGAAGAAGCUCAGCAGCAGCUCCUGCUUGCAGAAAGAGGAACUGGCAGGCUGGCACCUGAACCACACACAGCACCCAGCUGGUGAUCCUGAGGUCAGAGAGGUGGUGCUGAGGAGGGAGCUCAGCCAGGACUCAGAGAAGCCAUCAGAGCUGUCCUCAGGAGAGAUGGAGGAAUGGGAACAGAAACGGUCCCUGUCCCAGUGCCGAAAUGGGAUCCAAAAUUUGAGCAAGAAAGAGAUUUUCAAGUUGGGCGAGGAGCCAAGUGGAGGCAAUGCCCACUCAAUUCAGGAGGAGCAGCUGGAGCUGUCAAAAGAGGUCUGUGGGAAGCGGGAGUCCCUGCUGGGCUGCCGGGAGCGCCUGCCAGGGAAGGGCUCUGAGUGGAGGCUGGUGCAGGCACAGCAGAAGAUCCGAGAGCUGGCAAUCAACAUCCGCAUGAAGGAGGAGCUGAUCACGGAGCUCAUUAAGACAGGCAAGGAUGCCCAGGCUCUGAACAAGCAGUACAGCCAGAAGAUCAGUGAGCUGGAGCAGGAAGCAGAGCAGGUGCGGGCAGAGCUGAGCGACAGCCAGAAGCAGCUCCAGGAGCUGGAGGCCAAAGAGCCCUGGGACCCCGGGGAGAAGUGCAAGCUGCAGGAGUACCGCACACGCCUGGCGGCCGUGCGGAGCAAGGCACAGGUUCUGUGCAAGAAGAAGCAGGCGACGGAGAGGCUGGUGUCGCUGUCGGCGCAGAGUGAGAAGCGCGUGCAGGAGCUGGAGAGGAACAUCCAGCUGAUGCGGCGGCAGCAGGGGCAGCUGCAGCGGCGGCUGCGCGAGGAGAGCGAGCAGAAACGGCGCCUGGAGACGGAGGUGAACAAGGGACAGCACCGAGUCAAGGAACUGGAGCUGAAGCACGAGCAGCACCAGAAAAUCCUGCGCAUCAAAACAGAGGAAAUCGCAGCUUUCCAGAGGAAGCGGCGGAGUGGCAGCAACGGUUCUGUGAUCAGCCUGGAGCAGCAGCAGAAAAUUGAGGAACAGAAGAAGUGGCUGGACAUGGAGAUGGAUAAAGUUCUCGAGCAGCGCCAGGCCCUGGAUGAGCUGGAAGAUGAGCUGAGGAAACGGGAAGCUAUUGUGGCCAAAAAGGAAGCCCUGCUGCAGGAGAAGAAUGGCCUGGAGAGCAAAAGGCUGCGCUCCAGCCAGGCCCUGACAGAUGACAUAGUGCGCGUGUCCAGCCGCCUGGAGCACCUGGAGAAGGAGCUGAGCGAGAAGAGCGGGCAGCUGCGCCACGGCAGCGCCCAGGACCAGCAGCAGAUCCGCCAGGAGAUCAACAGCCUGCGCCAGGAGAAGGACCAGCUGCUCAAACAGAGGCUGGAGCUGGACAACAAGCUGCGCCAGGGCACGCUGCUGUCCCCAGAGGAAGAACGGAUCUUGUUCCAGCUGGAUGAGGCAAUCGAGGCUCUGGAUGCAGCCAUUGAGUACAAGAAUGAGUCCAUCACAUGCAGGCAGCGAGUCCUGCGGGCCUCAGCCAGCCUGCUGUCACAGUGUGAGAUGAACCUCAUGGCCAAGCUCAGCUACCUCUCCUCCUCUGAGACACGAGCUCUGCUCUGCAAGUACUUUGACAAGGUGGUGACACUGCGAGAGGACCAGCACAGGCAGCACAUUGCCUUCUCAGAGCUGGAGAUGCAGCUGGAGGAGCAGCAGCAGCUGGUGUACUGGCUGGAGGCGGCCGUCGAGCGGCAGCGGCUGGAGAUGGACCGCCAGCUCACCCUGCAGCAGAAGGAGCAUGAGCAGAACAUGCAGCUACUGCUGCAGCAGAGCCGUGAGCACAUGGACGAGGGGCUGGCCAGCAGCAAGCUGCAGUAUGAGGCGAGGAUUCAGGUGCUGGAAAAGGAGCUGAGCCGGUACAUGUGGGCAAACCAGGAGCUGAACCAGAGACUGAGUAACAUGAACCUCCAUGCUGGACAGACCAAAGCAGGGAUGGAGAGAAGCAUUCAUGGGGCUGGGGACAGAGCUGCCCCUGAGCUUGGCACCUGUGAGGAAUUCAGCCUCAGGGAGCAGCCCUUGCCUCCAGCUGCUGCUGAAGAGAGCCCUCGGGCCAGAGAUGAGAGCAGGGACCUGGUGCACGCCCCUUUGCCCUCGACGUGGAGGCGAUCCUCGCUGACCAGCGACAGCCCUGGCGAGCCCCGGCAGAGGGACCCAGAGCACUCGCUGCUAAGAGCAGGGCAGCCCCACGAGCUACUGCCCCCGCGGAGCCUGGCUGCUGCUGCUGCUCCCAAAGCCCGCCGGGAGCUGCGCAGAGCUAGCCUCAACGUGAGCCCAGUGCCUCACCACCCAGCCAUGAUAGACGUGAGGAAAAACCCACUCUAGAGCCAGCCUCAAUGUGAGCUCAGUUGCCUCAUCACCCAGCCAUGAUAGAUGUGAGGAAAAACCCACUUUAGAGCCAGCCUCAAUGUCAGCCCAGUGAGGAAAACUCCACUCUAGAACCAGGCUUAACAUCAGCCCAGUGCCUCAUCACCCAGCCAUGAUAGACAUGAGGAAAAACCCACUCUAGAGCCAGGCUUAACGUGAGCCCAGUGAGGAAAAACCUGCUCUAGAGCCAGCCUCGACAUCAGCCCAAUGCCUCAUCACCCAGCCAUGACAGAUGUGAGGAAAAACCCACUCUAGAGAUAGCCUCAACGUCAGCCCAGUGCCUCAUCACCCAGCCACAAUACACGUGAAGAAAAACCCGCUCUAGAGCCAGGCUUAACAUCAGCCCAGUGCCUUAUGACCCAGCCAUGAUGUGAGGAAAACCUACUCUAGAACCAGGCUUAACAUGAGCCCAGUGAGGAAAAACCUACUCUAGAGCCACCUCAAUGUCAGCCCAGUGCCUUAUCACCCAGCCAUGAUAGAUGUGAGGAAAAACUCACUCCAGAGCCAGGCUGAAGGCUCACCUGGCACAGGGAGCAGUGGGUAUUGCUGAGCUGAGCUUGAGAGCUUUCCUGCCCCACAAGGCAGCCUGGCUGCAACCCUGUUACAUUUCAGAGGCCUGAGGAAGAGAAAGAUGUGAUUUGUUGUCAUGAGUGUGUAAGGUGUGGGAGCACCAGCCUGCAUUCCCCGUGUUGCUGCCAGUCAAGGCUGCACUCACUGACAGGAAGCUUUUCCUCUGCUCCCUCAGCAGCUUGAACACUGUGAAGCAGAAGACACUUUGCUUCCAGGCCUCUUAACACUACAAACUUGUUUACAAUGUGGAAUUCUCAGCUGAAGAGCUUGCUCAGCCUGGCAGCCUCAGAGCGAGAUGCUCUGCAGCCCUGCAGAAUUUGUACAUAGGUUUUUGUAGUAACUUUGUUUUUUUUACAUUUUUACUAUAACUUUUCUAAUAAAGCAGAGUGAGUUUUAUGAAA